Molecule: messenger RNA, 2045 nt
Organism: Syzygium oleosum
Lineage: Eukaryota; Viridiplantae; Streptophyta; Magnoliopsida; Myrtales; Myrtaceae
Product: MLO-like protein 2
Exons: 15
Coding region: 173-1822 (549 amino acids)
Biological process (GO): defense response
Cellular component (GO): membrane
Source: RefSeq, a predicted model, not a curated record
GCAUAGCUGCUUCACAUGCUCCAUACCAUCUCGUUCUCCGCCUCCGUUGAAUUACCUUGCUUUCUUGUUUCCUUCGUUGGACCGGAGCGUCCUCUUGCUCUCAUCGACGCGGGGACUACUCCUCCGGCGACGUGACUUCCGGCUAGGUGCCGAGGAUCUUCGCGGCACAGUGAUGGCGGACGACUACGAGAAGGAGCGCACUCUGGAGGAGACCGCGACGUGGGCGGUCGCCAUCGUUUGUUUCGUGAUACUUGCCCUCUCCAUCUUGUUGGAACAUGCCAUUCACCUCUUUGAAAAGUUCUUAAAGAAAAAGAGGAGGGUAGCUCUUGUUGAAGCAUUAGAGAAGGUUAAAGCAGAGCUUAUGCUGCUGGGGUUCAUUUCACUGCUUCUGACAGUGCUGCAAACUCCAAUAUCGAACAUAUGCGUCUCCAGGAAAAUCGCGAACUCCUGGCGUCCUUGUAGCAAGGGGGCCAAGGCCGAGUCGGACUCCGAAAAGUACGGCCGUAGACUCCUCGAGUUCUCGGACUUCGAUGGGGUCAUCCGCCGGAGUCUGGCCACGAAAGGGUACGAUAAAUGCACAGGAAAGGGCAAGUAUGCCUUUGUCACGGCGUACGGUAUACAUCAGCUCCAUAUAUUCAUCUUUGUGUUAGCCAUCUUCCAUGUUCUGUACUGCCUCUCAACCUUGGCUCUGGGCAGCAUUAAGAUGAGACGAUGGAAACAAUGGGAAAAAGAGACAAAGACACAUGAAUACAAGCACUUCAAUGAUCCAGAGACGUUUAGAUAUACAAGAGACACAUCAUUCGGUCGAAGGCAUUUGAGCUUUUGGAGCCGAUGGAAAAUUACUGUCUGGAUAGUGUGCUUUUUCAGACAGUUCUUUGGAUCAGUCACAAAGGUUGAUUAUUUGACACUACGACAUGGAUUUAUCAAGGCACAUUUGCCAGCCGGAAGUGAGAUGACAUUCGACUUCCAGGAUUACAUCCGGAGAUCACUCGAGGACGAUUUUAAAGUAGUUGUCGGAAUAAGUCCGGUUAUCUGGUUCUCUGCGGUGCUUUUCCUUCUGACCAAUACGCAUGGAUGGCGUUCUUAUAUAUGGUUGCCGUUUAUUACUCUGAUUAUAGUACUCUUGGUGGGGACAAAGCUACAAGUUAUAAUCACGAAAAUGGGACUGCGGAUUCAAGAGAGGGGAAAUGUGGUCAAGGGCGUUCCUGUAGUUCAACCCGGCGAUGAGCUUUUCUGGUUCGGACGCCCACGUCUCCUCCUUUUCUUGAUUCAUUUCAUUCUUUUUCAGAAUGCUUUUCAACUGGCCUUUUUCGCUUGGGGCACGUAUUCAUUUGGCUUCAAGAAUUGCUUCAAUGAACGCACUGCGGAUAACAUCUUCAGAGUUUCAAUGGGGGUAUUCAUCCAGGUCCUCUGCAGCUAUGUGACCUUGCCUCUCUAUGCUUUGGUGACACAGAUGGGAUCGACCAUGAAGCCCACCAUCUUCAAUGACCACGUAGCAACAGCGAUCAAGCACUGGCAUACCACGGCGAAGAAACACACCAAACAAAGCCACCACUCCAAUGCCGACCCGUCGAUCUCCAGCCGGCCGACAACGCCGGCUCAUCUCCUGCAAAAGUACAACCACAGAAGCGAGGAGAGCCUUCACGAGGUCGAAAGCGAGCAUUGGCACGAGUUAGAGUUGACCAAUGAGUCUUCUCAUGACCACCAAUCAGCCCACGACUCCGAGAUUGCUAGGCAUUCUGAUGUCGUGGAGGAAGAGCAGCGGGACUCAGCAAACCGGCCAUCGGCGCCGCCUCAGGUGACCGCCCCGAACCGCAGUUGACAUCAGUUUAGUUGGUAAAUAAAUCCACCAACAAUAAAGGCUGUUUUAAUGGCGAUUACGGAGCAUUGGAGCUCGAAAGAGUCGGCGGAGUUGCAGAAGUACAUUGUUUCUAGAGUUUGUGAUAGUUCCUGAGUUUCUGAAUUGUAAAUCUUUGAAAGAAUUCUUGUUCAUCAUCCCUUAACUUUCUUUAUAUUCAAAAGGGUGUCCGGAUAAAAUUUUACUU